AUGUCCCUUCGAUCGCUGAACACGACGGCAGCCGCUGCGGCUAGCCGAGACCGCUCGCAAUCGCUGCUCUCUCCUUCCGAUUACGAUGCCGAUGCUAUCUCCAUCCGGAGCGAACAGGACACCGACAGUGAAGAUGACGAACGCCAGCUCCGUGCGCGCAACAGCCGCGAGCUUCUAGCCCAUGACCGCCUCGUAUUAAUGGAGGAGGAAGAGCUGGAACAGAUGGUAACCGAAACGCGGCGGAAACAAGAGUUGGAGCGCACUGUCUCUAACCUGCCAAUCCCUGGUCCCCUACGAAUGCUUGCGCGUCGCAUGAGCGAUGUUUCGCCGUCACGAUCGAGAAGCUCCUCUAGCGCGCCGGGAGCGUCAACGGAUGAUCUGGUGGCCGAGAAGCGAAAUAAACGGCGACAACGGAGACAAGCCAAGAGGGACAGGUUGCUGGCCGAGGCACAGCACGGGGAGGAUGGCGAAUUGAUGUACGAGAUGGAGGAAGGGGGCAUGAAAGACGGAAGUUCCACGGGCGACAGCAGCGAUCGCGAAGACAGCGACGAUGUCGACCGAAGAGGCCUGCUGUAUUUUGCGGAUGCCAAGGCCAGACGCAAGCGUGAUUGGUGCCGAUGGAUACUCAUAUACGCCAUGAUAAUCGUCGCCUUUGCCAUCCUGUUUUUGACAGCCUGGAAACUGUCACUGAAAACGAAGCGGGGAAAUGCCAUCUCAAGUCGGCCCCUAGUGAGCAAUGGCACUGCCAUGUUUGCGCCUACUACCAUCAUCUUCAGUUUGGAUGGAUUCAGAGCUGAUUUUCUCAAUCAAGGACUAACACCAAGACUCAGUUCUUUCAUCAAAGAGGGCGUGUCGCCACUGUACAUGCUGCCCUCUUUCCCUAGCGUCACCUUUCCCAACCAUUACACGCUUGCAACAGGCCUGUAUCCCGAAGCUCAUGGAGUUGUCGGCAACACCUUCUGGGAUCCUACACUCAAAGAAGAGUUCUACUACACGGAUCCAGCGCGCAGUUUGGAUCCGAAGUGGUGGCGCGGAGAGCCCUUUUGGGUCUCAGCUCAGAAACAGGGACUCAAGACGGCCAUCCACAUGUGGCCAGGGAGCGAAGCCCAUGUUUUGGAUAUCGAGCCUACGUAUAUGGACAGGUAUAAUGGAAAGGAGAAGCUCGGAAACAAAGUCGACCGAAUCCUGGGCUUUUUGGACAUGCCAGAUGAUCAACGGCCACAAGUCAUCGCGGCCUAUGUGCCAAAUGUUGACUUUGACGGCCACAAAUAUGGCCCGAACAGCACCGAGAUUCGAUCUACAAUUGGAAAGGUGGAUCGGAUGAUGGACAAGAUCUUUAAGGGGCUCGAGGAGCGGCAUUUGACCAACAUUGUCAACGUUAUUGUGGUCUCGGAUCACGGCAUGGCAACUACUGAUAUAUCCCGGCUUGUCCAACUUGAGGACCUGGUCGACCUCAGCAAGAUCGAGCACACAGACGGCUGGCCGCUGGUGGGACUGAGACCCAAGAACCCCGAUGACCUUCAGGGUAUUUACACCGACCUGGUUGAAAGGACCAGAACUAAUCCAAACCUCGAAGUUUAUUUGCGCGAUGUCAACAUGCCGGAGAGGUAUCAUUUCUCGAACAAUGAGCGAAUCGCGCCGCUCUGGAUCGUACCCAAAGCUGGUUGGGCUUUGGUCAACAUGAAGGAGAUGAAUCUGAAGGAGGCACAGGCGCAGGGAGCCGUGUACCACCCGCGUGGUCUUCACGGUUAUGAUCACGAGCAUCCCUUGAUGAGGGCGAUAUUUAUUGCCCGCGGUCCGGCGUUCCCUCAUAAGGCGAAUAGCCGGCUGGAAGUUUUCCAAAAUAUCGAGGUUUACAACAUCCUCUGCGAUUCCGUCGGCAUCUCCCCGGCGCCCAAUAACGGAACACUUCGUCUUCCGCUGAGACCGGUAGGACUCCAUAGUGAUGAACCUGGAGCCGGGAUCGAGAGUCCGGUAGACCCUGUGACAUCCUACACAUUAACCUCAUCCGCUACCCCUACUACUACCUCAGCUAUGACCAUUACUAUCACGGUAUCUACCACUGCUUCAGCACAAUCGGCUUCCACCGAUCCUGUCACCUCUGCCGUUACCUCGGCCGUCACUCCGGCCCAAAGCCUCUUAUCCACAUCCUCCCUGAAUACGCCUAGCACCAACCACCCGAACCCGCAACCUACCGACCAACCGCCCGAAGGCGACAAUGGGACGGACGGUAACAAGCCAUCUGAUGGCAACUCCGACUCGAAAGAACAAAACUUUUGGGACUGGUUUACCGGCAAAGUGAGCAAGUGGUGGGGGAAGGUAGCAAACUCAGGCAAGAAUGACAAGUCGGACGAAAAGGCGGACGACAACAGCUCGUCGGCGCCUUGA
Messenger RNA from Sordaria macrospora k-hell, 2388 nucleotides. RefSeq lists its product as uncharacterized. The record is from RefSeq and is a predicted model, not a curated record. Gene Ontology annotation, molecular function: ribonucleoside triphosphate phosphatase activity; nucleoside triphosphate diphosphatase activity. Gene Ontology annotation, biological process: nucleoside triphosphate metabolic process. Lineage: Eukaryota; Fungi; Ascomycota; Sordariomycetes; Sordariales; Sordariaceae.